Messenger RNA from Ilex paraguariensis (yerba mate), 456 nucleotides. The record is from the annotation of a GenBank genome assembly. NCBI's taxonomy places the organism in Eukaryota, Viridiplantae, Streptophyta, Magnoliopsida, Aquifoliales, Aquifoliaceae.
AUGAAUGUGUGGAAUCCAAAGUUGCGUCAAGCUUGGAAGCCUUGCGUCUAUCAAAGUAUUUCUCAGUCAGGAUUCUCAGAACUCCCAAAGUCAAAUGGUUUCCUUAUAAUUGAAGCAAAUGGUGGGUUGAACCAACAACGACUGUCGAUAUGUGAUGUGGUGGCGGUGGCAGGACUACUGAAUGCUACUCUUGUAAUACCAAUAUUUCAUUUCAAUAGUGUUUGGCGCGAUUCCAGCAAGUUCGGGGACAUAUUUGAUGAGGAAUUCUUCAUAUAUGCACUUAGAAAUCAUGUCAACGUGGUUAGAGAGCUUCCAGAAGAUAUACUUCAACGGUUUGACAAUAACAUAAGCAACAUUGUGAAUUUGAGAGUAAAAGCAUGGUCAAGUCCGACUUAUUAUCUUCAAAAGGUCCUCCCGAAGCUGAUGGAGCUGCGGUAUGUGGUUUUUGGUUUUUAG